UGUUUUUUUAAAUUAUAAUUUUGUUUUAAAUGAUUUUGAAAUUGUAUUGUCUUUAAUUAAACAUUUAACAUGUCCUUAAAAGUUUUGAAAUGUACCUGGGCUUCUUACUCUUCCAUUUUAAAAACUAAAGCCUAGUCUAGAGGCGGACCGAAAAUUUUAAUUUUAUUUUCACAUUACGCAGCUUAACCAACGAAAUUGUUACCUAUGCUAAAAUAUUUGGAGAGUUUUCAAUCAUUUGUCGCUCACAUUUAACUGUCCAGGUACCUAUCUUAAAGUUUGUGUUUUGUAUUGUAUAAAAUGUUUAAAAAGUGAUGUUGGUAGAAAAUGUGUGUUAAAUUAAAAAAUUUAAAAUUUACUCAUGUGAAGGAUAUUUUAUCUGAAUUUAUUUUUGUUCAAAAUUAAAAUUUUUAAAAAUAAAAACAAAGUUGUGAAUACUAUUACAAAAAUGUUUGUCCAAAUUGUACCAUCUGCUGAAGGUUUACGCGUAAGAAAAUAUAAAACAAGAUGACCGAAGAACAACAGCAUCACCAAGAAACUUCAGCUUCCCCACAAAGUCAAAGAAAGUCUCCACCAAAGGAUCGCAAGAAUAUAAACGAUCUUCGAAAUCAAGAUUAUGUGAGUCGUCUUUUAGCAGCUACACCACCAUACUUAUAUUCAGCACCAGUUGGGCCAAAUAAUUUUUUCUUCAGUGAUAUGUUAAAAUCUCUUGUUCAAGCCAGAAAUAAUGAAAAUGCCCGUAACCUGCAAAUGCAACAAGCUGCAGUAAUGGCCAGAAGGCCACGGAAACGUUCUUGGAGUCAACACAGACCGUACUAUGAACAGUUAAGGGAACGGAAGGGUCUUGAUGAAAAAAUUCAAAUUCCUGAAAAACCUCUUGAACUUACAAACAAGCAAUUCUUACCUAUGUCAGCUGUAAAGUAUCAUAAAACUGAUACUGCUACAAAGGAAUUGAUUUGCAGUAAGGAAUUGAACGAGUGUGGUUCCCGUGAAGGUCAAACUAUUUUGCAAGAUAGCCCAGCAGCAGCAUCUUUACCUCCACAGGACCUAGUUCUUCCUCCUCCACCUCCUGUUUGGUAUCCACCUAUCUAUCCUCCAUAUGGAAUCGAUCCUCUUCACUUCUUUAUUGACUUACGAGUAUCUGGCCAUAUUUACGACCGAAAGAAGGGAAAUGUUUCACCUUUGGCUAAUGCGGAAAACAAUUCACUUGCAACCGAUUCCGAAGCGCCGGGUAAAUAUAGACAUGGUUCCGCAUUUUCAGUUCCAGUUCCUCGAAGUGAGUCUAAAGGCUCUGCAGCAAUAAACUUGUCUUCAUCUUCUUCUUCUGCAUCGGAAACAUCAAACAAGCUUGAUAACUAUGCAAAGUACUAUGAUUUAGGUGAAACCAAAGAGAAUCUACCCAGUCCAAAAAGCAGUUCUAAUUAUAUGCUUCAAAACCUACCACGGCUCUAUGGUCAAUUUGCAUCAGCUACGAAAGCUCUAAAUGAUGAAAACUCGUAUGAGAACGACAAAUCAGAUCAAGACUGCGAAGAUUCAAUAGAUGAACAUAGUUGUGGAAAUUACAGAGACAAUUCAUCUCAUAUUGAUGUGGAAAUGAUCGAGUCAACAAAAUUUCAGAACGAAGGCAUUACCAGUGCAUGUGCUAGUCCCGAAGAAUCCAAAGAAAACGAUCUCAUUGAUUGAAAAAAAUACAAACAUUUUAUUAAAUAUUAAUACUUAAAAAUAAAACUGACACAAAAAACAA
Messenger RNA from Episyrphus balteatus (marmalade hoverfly), 1741 nucleotides. RefSeq lists its product as uncharacterized. The transcript is spliced from 3 exons. The record is from RefSeq and is a predicted model, not a curated record. Bases 505 to 1680 code for a protein of 391 amino acids. NCBI's taxonomy places the organism in Eukaryota, Metazoa, Arthropoda, Insecta, Diptera, Syrphidae.